AUGGCGACAGUGCCGUCCCCUGCUGCCGCUCACAAAGAGCCUCGCUUACCAUACGUCAUAUAUGAGGGCGACACGGUGAUAUGCCAGACCAGUGACGGCCGCAUGUUCUUCCAGGCCGUCGCGAAGGACGAAUCCAUUCGGGUCGGCAAAAAAGUGUCAAGCUUGAAGCCUGUGAUUGGCUCCUUUUAUGGAGCAACAUUUGAAGAACGAAACAAGACAUUGGUCCAGGUGACGGGUGGUCUAUUCCCGGAUCCAGUUGCUCCCGAAACAGGAGAAGGUUUCGUACCUGACGGGGACAACCGACACUAUGCUGACACAAACUCAGCCCAGACACUGAGGCAGACCGACAUUGGUGAGCUGCGCGAAAAAGGCGUCUCUGGGGAGGAGAUUAUACUAAAGUUGGUAGAAAACAGUUCCACAUGGGAGAACAAGACCGAGUUUUCUAAGCAGAAGUACCUCAAGAAAAAGCAGCAGAAGUACAUGCCGCGUGUGCGAUUCUUACGCUGCACAGCUGAGUCGCUGUGUCGCACAUAUCGGCUGAAAAACCCAGCCAAAAUCUGCAAUUUGCGCGAGGACUCAUUGGGGCAGAUAUUAGUAUACGGCAAUAUUUUCGCGGGUGCUCAGGUACUCGUGGUUGACACCUGCAUGGGAUUGGUGACGGGUGCAAUUGCCGAACGCCAGGGAGGCUCCGGACGCAUUAUCUGCCCAUACGAGGGCCAGCAGCCUGCUGCUGAUAUCUUGCGUCGCUUCAAUUUCGACAAGCUUACGCUGGAGUCUGUUCACUACAUACCAUUUAAGCAAGUGCAAUUGCUAGGAAUGAGCGAAGAAGAUGUGCUGGAGCCUACGAAAAUUGCAAGGGACGGUUUGUCACCGGAAGAGCGGGAACGACUUUCAGCGGAACGGGCAAAAAACUUCACGGCUGAGCAGCAAAAGCGCUACGCUGACAAAAAAGCUCGCCGCGAAGAGACCAAGAUUUGUCGACAAAAGCCGUCGACAAUUCGUCAGUGGGCCCGUGAAAAGUCCGACAGUCUGGUGAUUGCGGCAGAUUACGACCCCGAGGCGAUCCUAAUGGCUCUGCUACCGUACUUGGGUCGGUCCAAGCCGUUUGUCGUCUACUCUGAAUUUCUUGAGCCGUUGACCCGGACAUUUGCUCGGCUUCAAAAUAUGGAAUCCAUCAUCGACCUUCAACUUAAUGAGACUUGGACACGCGAGAACCAGGUGCUGCCUGGCCGAACCCACCCGGAGAUGAGUAUGAGUGCAUGCAGCGGUUAUUUACUCUGGGGGAUCAAGAUUCUCGACAUUUCACCUGUCGGUGUCACUUCUAGUGCCAUUGCGAAUGAAGAAGAAGAAAGCUUGACGUGCGGGUCUUUUUCAGCCUUGAAGAAGCUCAAGGCGUAG
This is a messenger RNA of Hyaloperonospora brassicae, 1398 nucleotides long. Lineage: Eukaryota; Oomycota; Peronosporomycetes; Peronosporales; Peronosporaceae. The record is from the annotation of a GenBank genome assembly.